UGGUAGCAUUCUGUUGCAUUUGUCGCAAUAAGAGUUGAUUUAAAAGCUUUUAUUGUUUAACUCAAUAUCAGUAAUAACUCAAAUUAAACAAGUACAGUUAUGCUGCAGCUCCUGCUGCUAUUUACUUUACUACUCCCUUACGUCUGCCAUUCUCAAGUGCCGGCAUCUCCUUGCGAGUCGCGUUUCAGCUACGUACACGAGGGCAAUGAAUACUUCGGCCAAAUCAAAUUGGAUCGCUUGGAAAGAGGACGCACCGAGAUUAAAGUGGCAUUCUCACAACGUGACUCAUUAACUUCCAACUACUAUGGCCGUAUUACACCAUAUCCGGAAGGGCCACUGCAAGUGAAUCGAGUGCCGGCCUUAUUUCGGGUUCAUUUUCCGAACCCGAGCAAACCUCCGAAAUUAACAAAGCUCAGCAUCAAUGGAAAUGUACUCUGCUCUAGCUCCCGAUAUUCAGCGCCAAGUAGUUGGUUCGAACUUACGUACACUGUGAAUGCCCACGGUGGAAAUUCAUCUCCACAAACAGUAGUGGAAACACCGACCUACGUAACGGCACCCCCACCUGCACCAACUCGACCGAACCCAACUUACACCACUUGGGCCGAACUACUAAACAACUACACUACGACGGUGCCAAAAAGACCAGCGUCUACGCGUGCACCGAGCACCGCGCCGCCACCAAUGACAUUCUCCAAUAUCUUUCUCACUGAGCGCUUUCAACAAAAUACCACUGUUACCUGCGGCACUGAAGGUAAUGUCGUCCGUCCAUUCCUACAUGGCGGCAAAGAGUUGGUACGCGGUCAAUUUCCUUGGAUGGCAGCGGUUUAUCGCAAGGAGACGGUGCAUAGCCUAUCAUACAUUUGUGGCGGCACAUUAUUGUCGCAACGAAGUGUUGUCUCAGCAGCACAUUGCUUUCAAAACCUGCCCGCCACACAGGUGGCACUUUUCCUCGGUCGCACAAAUUUGGAGAGUUUUAGUGAAGAUGGAUUUAUCACGCGCGAUGUUGAACGUUUGAUAAUACAUCCGGAUUAUAAUAGUCUGCCAGACGCGGAUAUUGCAGUGAUGCGUAUGGCGGCUAUAAGCAGUUACACCGAUUUCAUUCGUCCCAUUUGCCUGUGGACAGAGUCGACACAAGUUUCACGCGUCGUUGGCCUAUCGGGCACUGUAGCUGGUUGGGGCUCCAAUGAGAAUGGCCAGCUCGUCUCACCGAUCGCCAAGAGAGCACAAGUGAAAAUCGUUAGCGAAGUGGAUUGCAUACGCUCCUCGGCGGUUUUCUCCAAGCUAGUAACGAGUCGCACAUUUUGCGCCGGUAAUCGCGAUGGUGUGGGGCCAUGCAUGGGCGACUCGGGCAGCGGUUUGGUACUACAACGCAACAACCGUUGGAUGCUACGCGGCAUAGUGUCCUUUGGGCAGACUAAUCGAGGACAGUGCAACCUGUACGAAUAUGUGGUGUACGUUGAUGUGGCGCAGCAUUUGAAUUGGCUGGAAGAUAAUAUAUAAAUGAUAUGAAGACAGAUAGUUUAAUUAUAACAUUUAUUUAUUUCUUAUUUAAGUUUUAAUUUAAGUAAAUACCCGUUAGAGUAACCUUUAAGGAAACGAGGUGUUCUUAGCAUUAUAAUGCAUUCCAAAGUAAAAUGCAAUAAAUGGAAAAAGUGCCAACGUUUUGA
Bactrocera tryoni is the source of this 1667-nucleotide messenger RNA. Its product is annotated as serine protease gd-like. Gene Ontology annotation, molecular function: serine-type endopeptidase activity. Gene Ontology annotation, biological process: proteolysis. Lineage: Eukaryota; Metazoa; Arthropoda; Insecta; Diptera; Tephritidae. Bases 100 to 1500 code for a protein of 466 amino acids. The record is from RefSeq and is a predicted model, not a curated record. The transcript has 4 exons.